Ornithodoros turicata is the source of this 2143-nucleotide messenger RNA. RefSeq names its product microtubule-associated serine/threonine-protein kinase 3-like. The transcript has 12 exons. The record is from RefSeq and is a predicted model, not a curated record. Bases 123 to 1838 code for a protein of 571 amino acids. Lineage: Eukaryota; Metazoa; Arthropoda; Arachnida; Ixodida; Argasidae. Gene Ontology annotation, biological process: peptidyl-serine phosphorylation. Gene Ontology annotation, molecular function: magnesium ion binding; protein serine/threonine kinase activity; ATP binding.
AGUGCUUGCGCCUCUUACCGCGUGCAGCAAUUCUUGCUUGCGUGCCGGUACAUUUCUAAAGAAUGAACUAGUGCGCGUUCCCGUGCAGUGCAACUCGGACAAUUCAGUUGUCCACGGCCAGAAUGUCCAGUGCUGGACCGAAGAAUGAAGGCAGGCAGAUAGAAAGAGACAAAGCACUGGUGGAGAGACGAAAGGCAUCGGCCAAGAUGUUGGUCAGCAUGUUCCCAAAGAUUCCCAAGACUGCUACAGUGCUACUAGAGUUCUUCAUAAAGCGCGAGAGCAACACCUCCUUGCAGCGCGACCCCCUGGCUCACUUCUGCCAGGAGGAAGUAGUGCUACACGCCCAGGAGUGCCUGCGCAAGCUCAACAAGCAGGUCAUCCAUUACCAGCAUGUACGCGACAUGAUCGAGAACCUUCAUGCCCUGCACAUAAUGUGCACAAAAAAGAACCCGGAUAAUGCGAAAGCACUGGGCCACACUAUCCGCAAGUUGACUAUUAUCAUCGGCGAAGUGGCCACGUCCCUGGAGAAGAUCGCUGAAGUAUCUGUUACAGACUGGAUAGGAAUCGGUGAUGCUAUAGUGAACAAAUUGGAAAGGAUAUCAUUUCCCGAACAGCCUCCGUUAUCGGCGUUUAUACCGAAGAUUGGAGAGUUUGAGAGCCUGAAGUUGUUGGGAGCUGGCGGCUUUGGUGCGGUGUACUUGGCGAGGUUCAAGCCUGGUAAUUUCACGUAUACCGUGAAACUGGUGGCUACGGACCGGUUUAGCAAGUACAAGCAGGCGGCCAUGGACAAGGUGGUGGCGUCAGUUAUCAGGAACCCGUUUCUGGUCAAGUACUACUGCUGCUUUUGCGUGGAGGAGGCCUAUGUUACCAUCAUGGAGCACAUUCCUGGCGUGGACCUUAUGCGCGUGGUAACUAAGGAACGUUUCUUGGAAAUCGACGCCGUCCAGAUCAUAAUGGCCCAGCUCAUCUUGGCCCUGGAGCAUUUGCACCUGCGAGGAUUUCUACAUCGAGAUAUCAAGGUUUCCAACAUGCUCAUCAUACCUGGAGGCCGUGUGAAAGUUAUCGACUUCGACACCACGAAGAUAUGCAACGCUCACUUUUCAAAGAGGCCGUUGCGGGGCUACUUCAGACGAACCUCGUUCGAGUUCAACGACGGUGAGUCUGCAGGAACGAUCCCUUACAUGGCUCCGGAAAUACUCAAGCGAAGACCUUACGGGCGUGCUGUAGACUGGUGGUCUUCUGGGAUUGUCAUGUAUAAAUUGAUGACCGGCCGCGUCCCAUUCCGAGGGAAGACUAAGCAAACCCUCCGUAACAAUAUCGUCUCUUCUCCGCUCAAGUGGCCCCGACGCGACGAACAUCCGCACUCUGCUACCACACCUGCCAAGGAUAUGGCAUACAGGAUGCUUAAGAAGAAUCCGGUCCAGCGCCUGGGGUCCAAGAGCUACAGCGACCUCAAGACGCAUCAGUUCUUUGACGGCUUCGACUGGAAUCAGUUGUACCGGAGGAAUGAUUUGUGUGACAUUCCCUCCAUCCAGGAACUGAUGAAGGAAGACGCUGAUCGCGAUCUAACAAUAAAUCCCGACUCUGACGACAAACGUGAGCAUCAGCAGAUCGAGGAAAUGACCGACAUCAGCGGCGACAGUCAGAAACCACUGCUUUGCUUUGUUUCUCCGUCUUUCAAGAAACUCAUGACCAUGGUGAAGGUGUACGGGACGCAAGUCAGUGCCUCUAACACAUUCAUCAAGACGAGCAGUGAAGGGUCCUCCGAAGUCGACUACAAUUUUCCCAAGCCAGGUUACUCUGUCAAGGCUAGUGCGCGUGGACACAGCGCCCACUAACCACAAGCUAUUGUUUCCUGGGGACAUCGUGACGCAAGCGGACGGAACGCGGCUCUACAGUGACAGCGUCCAGAACGUCCUUCAGGUCAUCCACCUUUUCGAGAAGAAUCUCACUCUCAACAUCAUUCUUAUAUCCCCACUCUGGCAGAACCGCAUCCUCCUUAGAAAGCUGCGGGAGACAGCAUUGUCUGUUGCUCUUCUCCCCAGCAAGUCUACUCCCGCUGAAAUUGAAAAGGAGCUUGAAGAAAUGAGUCAAAAAUAGUACACAAACAAUGAACACGUAAUUAUGAACUAUUAAGAAAUUA